CCCACAAAAAAAACACUCAUUUCCUUCAUUUCCUCUCUACAUCUCUCGGAUAAUAGACCAAUGCAAUGUUGCCUUUAUCCCUGUUGAACACCUCUCAGACCCAUCCUAUAUUGGUGGAACUGAAGAAUGGCGAAACUUUCAAUGGCCAUUUAGUCAACUGUGAUAACUGGAUGAACCUGACAUUAAGAGAAGUUAUCCAGACAUCCUCGGACGGCGAUCGCUUUUGGCGUUUGACUGAAUGUUAUAUCAGAGGAAGCACUAUCAAAUAUCUUCGUGUUCCCGAUGAGAUCAUUGACAUGGUCAAGGAAGAAGCCAACAGACAACGUCUGGCCAGUGGACGCAACAGCAAUCGUGGAGGUGCAGGACACGCUGGAGGCGAUAACCAGCGUGGAGGUCAUCAUCAUGGAGGCAGUGACCGUGGUGGUCGUGGAGGCGGUCGUGGGGGACGUGGCGAUUACAAAUCUGGUGGUGGACGGGGUGGUUACAACAACGACCGUGGUGGACGUGGAGGUGGUAUGAGAGGGCGGGGAAGAGGAGGUGGUCAGGCAUAAGGGAAAGGAAGAACAAAGAUGAGA
Molecule: messenger RNA, 575 nt
Organism: Lobosporangium transversale
Lineage: Eukaryota; Fungi; Mortierellomycota; Mortierellomycetes; Mortierellales; Mortierellaceae
Exons: 5
Coding region: 66-551 (161 amino acids)
Biological process (GO): P-body assembly; nuclear-transcribed mRNA catabolic process; spliceosomal snRNP assembly
Cellular component (GO): P-body; spliceosomal tri-snRNP complex; U6 snRNP
Molecular function (GO): U6 snRNA binding
Source: RefSeq, a predicted model, not a curated record